UACCCCCCAAUAGUGUCGUCUAGGUGCGUUACGCUAACCUAUAUUUAGUUCUUAUGGUUGUGCAUACGCAUGUUCUAAUAUUUGCAUCCGGCUUUAUAUAUCGGAGGAUCAAUAAUUUGUCUUUUUACCGUACAUUUCACUGAUCUUUUCUCGAAUAGAAAAACAUGGGUGGAGCUGGCUUAAUUGGAAUCAGUAUUGUAGCAGGAGUUUUACUGUUGGUUGGAUUAGUCACCCCAGGAUGGUUAGGAAUUGACGUCAAGUCAGGCGAGAAUGAUGUUUCGAUCAACAUGAAUAUAUUUUACAGUAGAGUAUGUGUACAGGAAUCUGCAAUUGACACUUGUUUGACUAUGUCAAAUGCUGCUGCAAUGGAGCGUGCGACCAGCUCAGUUGACAGUUUCAGAUUUACAGAGUAUUUAGUUGAAGCUGUCGGAGCCUUAAUUGGCUGUGGUUGUGGAACUAUAUUAGCCAUAAUUUAUGGCUUAAGUGUUGUGAGAGAACAAGACAGCAUCAGACCUCGAUCUAGCAAUUUAGCCGUUACAGGACUUGUUUUCUCUAUAAUAGGAGGUAUUUGUGGCGGCAUUUUGGUUAUCGAAUUCAUCAUCAUACAUACAAAGAUGGAUAUGGUGACGGAAACCUACGGAGAACAACUAGAAUCUAGUAACGUUGGAUUAGAGAAGUCCUUCCCAUACUCACUGGUCAUCAUGUCACUUGGUCUGUUCUUUGAGCUUAUUGCCGUCAUCGUUCAUAUUUCUUGUAUGAGAACUCCAUACACUGGAACUCCAAAUGGUAUCAUCCUUACUCCUGCAGUAAACGGACCUACAGCUGUCGUUGUCCAGCACUCAACCGUAUCAUCAACUCCAUACGCUAGGUUCGCUUAGAAUGAACACAGUGAACUGCGUGUUGUUUGACAUUAACAAAAUAGGACUGCUUACUUAUAAACUGCAUAAUACCAAUUUCAUUUGACAUACAAAAUUUUGUGGAAUCAUGGAUAAUGAAAUAAUAUUAUGUCUUUUAAAUUAUAAGUUUUGUGUUUAAAUUUUUCAUUCUGAAAUACGUCAAAAAUCAUAUUUUGGUAUUGGUAUACCGGAAAUUAAUUUCAACUUGAUAAGUCAUUUCCAAUCAUUAACCUUAUUUCCCGAGAGUCUAUAAACCAUCCUGACGGUAACCACAAAAUAGCUGAUUUAGCGGGGACGCACAUGGGGACGUUUUUAAUUUAUUCACUUAUCUGCAAAAAAAAAAAAUCCAUGCAAUACCCCAAGUCAUAGAGGUUCUGGAUCCGCCUCAUUUCUUAUAACUCCCGGUAAAUAAUUUCAUUUACAUUAAUGUUUGCUGUUUAAUUCUAGUAAUACGAACUAUUUGGAACCAUAAAUUUAUAUUAACAAAACGACAUGAAUGAAAUGAUCCCAUUCGUAUUCUGUUAAGUGAAUAGCGGGUUAUUUUGUUUAGUGUUUGCUCAUAAAACUUGCUUUAUAUCUGUAUAAACACUACAAUUUAUUUUUGUAAAUCAUCAGAUAGAAAAAAAUAUAUUCAUAAAUUGAACCACAUUACAAACUCGUAAUUAAGUAAUUAUUACCAAAAUGUACCAUCUGGUACCAUAAUUUCAUAAGCAUUGUUCAAAUGGUUGUAUAUUUAUCAUGUUACAGAGAAAUACAAAAAGCAAGAUACAAGUUUAGUAAUGGACAUCUGGUCAUAUAUUAUCUUGCUUUAAAGUUUAUUAAUGUUUAUAAAUUUCACGUACAGAGAUGCUUACUGGGCACUGUCAUUCUGAAAUGCAUAAUUCUAUUAUUUAAAUUUAGUAUUUCAUGUGUUACAUUCUAGUAACAUUCCAACGUCUAUACAUUCUUAUAAUGUUAGGCACUGAAUUUCACUGUAAAGUAGGAUGUGCAGUUAUUAACAGUCUUGAAUAUGUUUUGUUUAUUUUUAUUACGUCACCUUACACAAUGUAUGUAUAUAAUUAUUGUUGAAUAAUAAAAUCAUCAUUAGUUUU
Mytilus trossulus (common blue mussel) is the source of this 1987-nucleotide messenger RNA. RefSeq lists its product as uncharacterized. NCBI's taxonomy places the organism in Eukaryota, Metazoa, Mollusca, Bivalvia, Mytilida, Mytilidae. Bases 165 to 878 code for a protein of 237 amino acids. The transcript is spliced from 5 exons. The record is from RefSeq and is a predicted model, not a curated record.